ACAGCAGUGUACAAUGGAAUUUGCUUACACUGGGAUUUGAGUUCUAUUUUUAUGCUUGUUUAGAAAACAAAUUUAUUGGUUGCCUUGUUACAUAAUGGGAAAAGCAACACAAAUUGUCCCAAGAGCAGUUUUGAAUUGAGUGUCGUAAAAACGAAACCAAACCAGUUACUUACCAAUUAGACUACUCAGCCAAUCUCUAGCCAAAGUGAAACCAAAACGAAAACAAAAACCAAAGUAAUUGCCUGAUUACUUUUGACUCUCAGUGUCCCAUUCCCUCUGUGAGAUGUGUCUGCGAGGAAUCAUGGUAGUUGUAUUCACCAUUUUGAACUGGGUAUUUGUUUUGACGAAUACAACAACCAUGACUUCCUUUUCUUCUUCUUCUAUGUUAAUUAAUAAGUCUAAGAAACAUUUAGAGCUUUUUUUAAAGAAUGUGUGAAAAGACUCAGAUUUUCUUUUUUUUUUUGGAAAAAAAAAAUUUAACUCCUUUUGUAUAUUAAAAUUACUAUUGAAUUAUCAUCAUCAUCAUCAUUAUUUGAUAAUCUUGGUCACAAAACUUAUCAAAGAGUUGGUACAAACAAGUUAUUAUGACACUAGAUCUAGAGUGUAAGCCCUCUGAGCACAGCUGCUGGAUUGUUGGUUUCUGAUAUUAAUAUUCAAAAUCGCUUGCUAACCAUCGUUCAAUCGCUCCACUUAUAAAUAAGCUUGUAGUUACCCACAGCUGUUUCCAAAGCAACCAAGGCUGUUUUUCCAUAACUCAUCCAUGCAGUCUCGCAUACUGUAGAUAAAAAGCGACAUUUCUAUAGCUUAUAGCAAAUUUUCCUUCCUCUUUUCGGCUUUUCGCUCAUUCUUGAUUGAAAACCGUUCAGGUCCGCGAAAUCAAACCAUUUUACGAUGCUUUAUUAGAGAAAACUUUUUAUCAACAUUGAGCCCGCGAUAAAAUUGCAUAAUCUUUUUAAACUUGUGCGCGAAAUCUACCGCGCCCAGGAUGCCGCGCCAAAACCGCCGAAACAGACACUCGUUCUGAAUUCAAAUAUGGCGGACAACCAGGAAGUGGAUUGUUCGUCUCAGAUUUCAGAGCGGUUAUAAACUGAGGUAUUGUUAGUACUUUCUCUACAAAAGUGAAACCUUAGGCGGUUUUAAGUCGUUCAUAGUCUGAGAAUAAUGAUUGUCAGUCAAAGAGAAGGCGCGGUUCGAUUCAUCAAAAGGAAUAAUAGCUUUGUAGUUACAUGCGAGGAUGCCACCUCGAGCUCGGGGGUUGAGGAAUUUCCUCUUCACCGUGCAGUGCGACGUGGUGACGUGAACACAGUGGAGAGCUUGCUGAAGCAUGGAGCAGACCCCAAUGAGAAGGAUCGUAGGGAGACGACACCCAUACACUACGUUAACCACUUGAAUGAAGACUCCUACCAAAUGGUGCACGUUUUGUUGAAAUAUGGUGCUGAUAUGCUGAUUAGAAACUGUUAUGGACAGCUGCCAUUUGAAGAAGCUUUAGCGCUUUCUAACAAGAAAGCCUGCAAGGCUUUUGUAGACUGGGGAUUUUCACUUCAAAAAUGUGACCGCAUGCAUAAUGGCACAUACGAGCUACUUGGCCAAGUCCAGCUGUUUCAACCUUAUGCUAUAGAGACACUUCAAGUUCUUGUUGAUCUGGGGGUUGAUCUAACCACUGCGCUGUCCUCAAGAGGUGAAACCCUGCUACACCGGGCGGUAGAGUAUGGUGUUAGCUUGGAAACUAUACAAUUUCUUAUCAGAUCCGGACUCUCAGUAAACCAGCAGAACUGCUUAGGAAUGACACCUUUGCAUAUGAUGCGUUUCACAGACUGCAACUUAGAUUGCGAUGAAGAAGAGAAAUACAGGCAUGUAAAAGUUGUAAAGUGUUUCAUAGAAGAAGGAUAUCAUGUGAACUGCCAAGACAUCUUUGGAUGCACAGUUGUACAUUACAUCGUCUCUGAAAUGCGACAGAGCUCCAUCCUGCAAUAUCUUAUUAGUCAUGGUGCAAAUAUAAACGUUAAAGAUAGAAAUGGCGAGGCACCUUUACAUUUAUCCUGCUACUGGAGAAAUGUAACAAAUGUCAAAGAAAUGAUUGAUGGGGAUUGCCUGACUGAUAUUCGAGACAAUCAAGGUGCAACCAUAUUUCACUAUACUGUUUUCUACAACAAUCCAACAGUUCUUGAAUAUCUUUUAAAUGAUCUACGUGAGCCAUCUCUGGUUGAUGCACCAGAUGACUCUGGAAGAACUCCACUUCAAUUGGCCAUGUGUUUUGGAUAUGUAGAACUAAUAGAACUCUUUAACCGCUAUUUCCAAUCCUUUAAGAAAAGCCCAAGCAAAUUUGUGGGCAACAUGCCAGAUUGUUUUCCUCUGAAAGAUGAAUUUGAAGUUUUUGAGCAAGAAGAAGUUAAUAGUAUGCCUUCAGAGGACUUCGUUAUGAAGGAUGACCAGAAUAAAACACUUCACAAGGUACUUAGUUCUCCUGUCAUUGGAAUGCUACCAGAAUUGGAUGAAGUAAAGCAAGUUGAAGAAGCUGUGAACCAACUUAUUGAACAGGUAUCCAUGAAAGUAAACAAAAACUGCCCACUUUUUUCUUUUGAGCCUAGACUCUCUGGUAGUUUAAGUGAGGGAACUAAGUGUGGGUUCCCAAAUGAGUUUGAUCUCCUGUGUACAAUGGUGGAACUAUCAAAUCUUUUUUUGGAUCCAGUAGUGGAUUCCAGUCCUCCAAUGUUUGGCCAACUGCAACUCAAACCUAGGAUUUGUCUCCCCAACCAUGAAGUUUCACAGUAUGUGGACAAAGACAAAAGUUUGCGAUCUGCAAAAUUGAUGGAGGAUUUCACAGAGGCACUUAAUAGUGCCUUUUUAGAAAAGGACAUUUGGGAAGACGUGCCAGCACUUUCACCAGUAAGUUUGUGUGUAAAGAGUGCAAAUGCAACCACAAUGCGCAUCAGGUGGCAUGGACACUUCUUCAAAGAUAUGCUCAUUUCUGUAGAUCUUGUCCCAGCACUUUUUUUCCCCAAUUUCUGGCCACCAAAUGUCUCUAAGACAGCACUUUUAACACCAAAGAUGAAAGAAAAUGGAAUACAUGUUGUGUUUGCUCUGCACAAUGACAAGUUUUUUGAAAGCCAAGAAAAGCACUUUCGCCUUUCAUUUUCUCUUGCUGAAACUGAGAUGUUCAAGUCCCUCCCAGAGCAAGUUUGCCGGGGUUACAUUCUUGCAAAGGCAAUCAGGAAUCCAUCUGUAUGUCCACAAAUUGCACCCAAAACAAAGGUGCAGACAUCUACAGACACAUUUUCUGAACCGCAAAUGGAAUGUUUGACUGAAAAUGACGAAGUGAUAGAUUGUCCUGAAGAGGGCUUGUCUAGAAAAGAGUGGCAGUGCAUCCCAGAGAGUGAAGAGGGAGAAGAGGUUGAAGCUGAGUUAAUUGAACCUGUGGAUAAUGAUAUCCAUGCAGAUAAAAUCAUUACCUCUUAUUUCCUAAAAAAUGCACUGUUUUCAUUGGUGAACAAGUCUUGUAACAGAGAACUUGGUGUGGAUCUUCAGAACAACUCUCAGGAUCAAGCCAUUGUUUGGGCAAAACUUAUUUAUGACUACAUUGAAGAUUGCCUUGCAGAGAAAAGGCUGUCAUCUUUUUUUAUACCCAGCUGCAACUUACUCAACAAGGCCUAUGACUGGGGACAACACGAGCUGGUGUUUAAGUCAGGAGCAGAAUUUGAGCCCCUGCCCACAGCAGAUGAUGAUGAAUCCCAAGAUUCUGAUGAGACAGAGGAAGAUGUUGAGUACUUAAGAAAGCUGUUUGUUAAAAUGCUAAAAGGAAUUCUCCAGUCCCACUAAAAAAAGCAGUGGGUGUUCAUGCAGUAAUAGUGAGGUGCACUUUUCUCAACUUUUCCCAAAACUAUUUUCCAAGGUUAAAAUGUCCUUCAUCAAGCACUAAUUAAAAUUAGUUCAACAAAAUAGUUUAUAAUCACCUUUUUCCAUUUGAACAAAAAUGUUUUUAUUAGUACAGUAGGUUUUAUGUAUAGCUCUGAUUAUGUUAGAUUAUUCUUUUAUGAACUUGCAAGAGGAUGAACAAUUAUGUCUGUCCUAUUUAGAAUCUCAGUUAGGGGGUUUGGCACAUCCCUUGUCUGGAUUUCAAAGAGAAAAAUUUCCUCACAUAUUUGGUUGGAAAUAGAGUAAAAGCCUGCUUUUGGUUGUCACUCACAAAAGCAUGGUGUCUUUUCAAUGAGACAUGCAUUAGAGGACUGCCAAUAGUUCCACUUGUGCUGCGAUUGAAGUCAUGUCAAGUAUUCACACAACAUGUCAUUUCAAAGGUCCCUCCACUAAGCAUUUCAUGUGGCCUGAAAAUUGUUCAUGGUCAUCUAAACAAGCAGUAUAGUAAAUGUUGACAUGAUCAGGGCAUAAAUUUUCCCAUUUAUCCACCAAAUACUGAGCAGCAACCUGCAGCAUAUAAUUCCCAGAACUGUUUUUUCUUUUUUUUUUUAGGGGUGGUGGUGGGGCUCUGUAGUGGGAUAGUUUUUGGGCCUGGAGUAGUUUUUGGGUCUUUUGAGAAAUGCACAAGAGUAAGUCAGAAGAUUAGAACAUACUCCCAGAAUGCAAACAAAGUGUAGAUGAACGCGACCUUUUAAAUACACCCUCGUCCUGCCUUAGUUGUCACUUGUUGUGAUCCUUGUGUGCAAUUAAGUAUCCUGCCCAGCAAAGUUAACUAAUUUUCUAAAUAGAUUACAGAUUAGAUCAGAAUGGAGGUAACAGAUACAACUUAAUAACAACAUGGUGAUGCACAUGAAAAUGACUGAUGGUGCCUUAGGGUGGCGGUUAAGUUGGAACACCUCCAGAAUAAUUUAACUAAUAGCAGUUAAGCAUGACACGUUCUUUAGCCACAACAACCGGAAGUGAUUGUUUCCUCUCAUCUUCCUUUUCAAAUUUUUAUUUUUUUACUUUUAUCCAAAGUUUCGCAUAAUUUGCGGAACUGAACUAAGUUAUGUAGCAUGGUUUUCAUGACAGCGGUAAAUGUUUCAAAUUAAGGUAAAUCUAUUUACAAAAUUACAUAAGGUGGUUUGCCCAGCUGCAGCAAUUGAUCCUACAAAUCUAUAGGGAGUGAAGUAUUUUUCUUGCUUUGGAGCUAGCAAGGCAAGCAAGCAGCAACAUAAUCAACCCUUCCAACCUAAACAAUGCUCUGCACAAUGUCCAGAGUGCGGACGCUGUGCAUCCGUUUCCUUAUUACUUUGCAACCAUGUUUUCCCGUUACCUUGUAACCCUGUUGCUUUGUUAUCUUGUUUCCAUGUCAUCUUGUUGCCGUGUUACUUUGUUAUGUUGUUGCGAUGUUACCUUGUUACUCUGUUGCCUUGCUACCCUUUUACCUCAUUAUUCUGUUACCUAGUUAUCUCAUAACCUUGUUACUCCGUUACCUUUCUACCUAGUUACCCUGUUUACCUUGUUACUCUGUUACCUUGUUACCCUGGUUACUCUGUUACCUUGUGACCUUGUUACUCAUACUCACACCCUCCUUUACACAGUGAAAG
Messenger RNA from Orbicella faveolata, 5501 nucleotides. RefSeq lists its product as uncharacterized. Gene Ontology annotation, molecular function: protein binding. Gene Ontology annotation, cellular component: nucleus. NCBI's taxonomy places the organism in Eukaryota, Metazoa, Cnidaria, Anthozoa, Scleractinia, Merulinidae. Gene Ontology annotation, biological process: regulation of gene expression. The record is from RefSeq and is a predicted model, not a curated record.